GCACUCACUCUUUUUCCAAGUGUUCGUUUGUUCCUUUGAAGCCUGCGUUAGUCUGGCUUCGCUGCUUCUCCAGUUUCUUAGUGUGAUUCGAAGCAAUAGUGUCAGCCAUUUCGUUUACAGGAUUGAAUUCUGUAAUCAGCAAUGAGUGUGAGUGGAGGAGGAUACAAGUCCGAUGACGAGUAUUCAGUAAUCGCGGACAAGGGUGAGAUUGGAUUCAUAGACUAUCAGAACGAUGGAUCUUCUGGUUGUUACAAUCCAUUAGAUGAAGGUCCAGUUGUUGUUUCUGUUCCUUUCCCUUUUAAGAACGAGAAGCCUCAAUCUAUUCUUGUUGGAGAGACUUCUUUUGAUUCCUUCACUGUCAAGAACACUACCGAUGAGCCUGUGGAUUUGUGGACCAAAAUCUAUGCAUCUAACCCUGAGGGUUCUUUUACACUCUCCAUCUUGAAACCGCCGUCCAAAGAUUCUGACUUAAAAGAGAGACAGUGCUUUUAUGAAACUUUUACUCUGGAAGACAGGAUGCUUGAACCUGGUGAUACUCUUACUAUUUGGGUCUCUUGUAAGCCCAAGGAUAUCGGUUUACACACCACUGUUGUUACUGUUGACUGGGGAGAUGAUAGAGUUGAGAGGGUUGUUUUCCUUUUGGCUGAGGAUAAUAUAUCGAGCUCUCUCACUUCAAGGAGGCCUUACUCCAGAAGUAGAAGGGCUCCGAAGAAAGACUUUGCUGUGGAUGAUUAUGUUAUGGGAUCACGUCCUGCCAAGGUGGUAGAUCGUAGGUUUAAAAAUAGGCUUCCUCGGUAUGAAAUCCCAAAGGAGAUUAGAGAGAUGAUUGAGAAGAAGGAAAUCCCGGAUGAUUUGAACGAAGGUCUGACAGCAAAAAACUAUGCAAACUACUACAAAACUUUACUUGUUAUGGAAGAGUUACAACUCGAGGAAGAUAUGCGAGCUUAUGAUAUGGAGAAUGUUUCGAUGAAGAGAAGGGGUCUCUAUUUGUCCCUAGAAGUUCCUGGCCUAGCUGAGAGAAGACCUUCCCUUGUCCAUGGAGACUACAUCUUUGUAAGACAUGCCUAUGAUGAUGGAACUGACCAAGCUUAUCAGGGCUUUGUACACCGCGUAGAGGCAGAUGAAGUGCAUUUGAAAUUUGCCCCUGAGUUCCACCAACGCUACACAGCCGGGAGUGUCUAUAAUGUGAGGUUCACAUACAAUCGGAUCAACACUAGAAGGUUGUAUCAGGCUGUUGAUGCUGCAGAUAUGUUGGAUCUAAAUUUCCUUUUCCCAUCCUUGCACUCUGGGCGAAGGAUUAUAAAGACGGGGCUCAAUCAAGAAGGAAGCAGCAAUGCUCCUCAAUACCCUCAAGAAACUGAGUGGAAUGAUAGUGGCGAGGUCAAGAAUGGUGGCACAAAGGAAAACGGUGAAUGGUCUGGGGGGAACAACAACGGUGGAACAAAAGAAAAAGAAGAAUGUUAUGAUGGUUGGAAAAAUGGCGGCUGUGGUGAAGAGAUCAAGAAUGAUGGUGAGUUUGAAACCAGAGGGGAUUUUGUAGCCAAGGGAGAAGAUGAGUGGUCUGAUGGGUGGAAGUAA
Camelina sativa (false flax) is the source of this 1578-nucleotide messenger RNA. The record is from RefSeq and is a predicted model, not a curated record. NCBI's taxonomy places the organism in Eukaryota, Viridiplantae, Streptophyta, Magnoliopsida, Brassicales, Brassicaceae.